GCCCUAAAUUGCAUAAGGCAGAGAACGAGAAGUGAGUCAACUAUCAAUGCUCAGCGACCAGUGCUAUUCGUCUCACCAACUAAAGGGAGGUAUCGAUCAAUGCUCAGACAGCACUCAGGCGACCAAGGAAGCAGUCUAUCGAGGCUGUUCAGUACUCAGGCGUCCAACGAGAAAUGAGAAUUUAGUGAGAACACAACACUGCUCUUCGUCUCACCAGCAACAACGAGGCAACGAGCGGUGCUCAGGCGGCACUCAGACGUCCAUCGAGUAUCGAGGUUGUUAUGUUCAAUACUCAGGCGCAUUCAAGCGACCACUCAGCAAUCGACCGAUCUCUCUCAAUCAGUCGAUCAAUUCAACACACCAGCUCUCUGAUGUCUUUAACGUUAAGAAAUUAUGAUCUAAUUGACUUUGAAGAUUUCACAAGCAAUGCCUCAUGGAUUUUAGAGGAU
Molecule: messenger RNA, 449 nt
Organism: Ilex paraguariensis (yerba mate)
Lineage: Eukaryota; Viridiplantae; Streptophyta; Magnoliopsida; Aquifoliales; Aquifoliaceae
Source: the annotation of a GenBank genome assembly